This is a messenger RNA of Penaeus chinensis, 9941 nucleotides long. RefSeq names its product serine-rich adhesin for platelets-like. The record is from RefSeq and is a predicted model, not a curated record. NCBI's taxonomy places the organism in Eukaryota, Metazoa, Arthropoda, Malacostraca, Decapoda, Penaeidae. Gene Ontology annotation, molecular function: chitinase activity; chitin binding. Gene Ontology annotation, biological process: chitin catabolic process; carbohydrate metabolic process. Gene Ontology annotation, cellular component: extracellular region.
UAGUGUCUCGGUGAACACACGCGCACAAACUCACAGCUGGAUACCGAUGAAGGUCUUAUUAGCAACAGCCGCCUUGCUGGCGGCUUGGACCCAUGGCCACGAAAUAGAGAAGCGACAGGCCAGUGAGCCGGAGAGACGCGUGGUCUGCUACUACACAAACUGGUCGGUGUACAGACGAGGCCUCGCGAAGUACACACCACAGAAUAUUAACCCUUACCUGUGUACUCACCUGAUCUACGCUUUUGGAGGACUGACCGACGAAUUUGAAGUCAAGCCUUUCGACACUUAUCAGGAUAUUGAACAAGGCGGCUACGCUAAAUUCAACGGCCUCAAGCAGUACAACAAGGGCUUAAAAACCCUCCUGGCUAUCGGCGGGUGGAAUGAGGGCUCAGGGCGAUUCAGCGAACUCGUCUCCCUCCCUGAGUACCGAAAGACGUUCAUCAUCUCGGCCAUAAGGCACCUGCGACGCUAUAACUUCGACGGUCUCGAUCUCGACUGGGAGUACCCCGCGUCUCGAGAUGGGUCCGCGCCUGAGGAUCGGGAGAACUACGCUGCCCUGGUCAAGGAACUCCGCGACGCCUUUGAAGAUGAAGGCUCCAAGGUCAAGAAGGGCAAGCUCCUCCUGACAGGGCCCCUUUCCCCGCUUGGGCAAACUAAAAUCGAUAAAGGUUUCGACCUAACCGCUUAUUCCCCGCAUUGCAGAGACCUGGACUUCAUCAACAUUCUCAACUAUGACUACCACAGCGCCUACGAGCCUACCAUUAACCACCAUGCUUCCCUCCUCCCCGCACCUGGCACCUCCGAGUACGAGUGGAACGCCCAGCUCAAUGUGGACUGGACCGUGAAAUACUACAUCUCCCUCGGCGCAGAGAGACAGAAGCUGGUCAUCGGCAUCCCGACAUACGGCCGUUCAUACACGCUUCUCGACGGAAAUUUCACGGACUUCGGGGCCUCUGCUGACGGUCCGGGCGAGCAGGGAAAAUACACGAAAGAAAACGGGUUCAUGGCUUUCUAUGAGGUUUGCGAGAAUAUUGCCUCACACGGAUGGGACGUGAGGAAGCCCUACCCUCGUCGCAUCGGUCCUUAUGCCUUCAGUGGAGAUCAGUGGGUUGGUUACGACGACGAGAAGAUUGUUGCCAGGAAGGCGGAAUAUGUGCGCGAUGAGGACCUCGGUGGUAUUAUGUUCUGGAGUCUCGAUAACGAUGAUUUCCGCGGCAUUUGCAACGGCGAGCAAUACCCUCUCGUGGAGGCGGGCAAGAAGGCACUCUUUGGAGCUGAAGACACCCAGACCAACGAAGCCAGGAAACUAGAAGCAACGCCAAGCACAAGAGGGUCGGCCUCAGACUCCCAGCGCUCGAGAAACAGGUUCCGCACCACGACCCAGGAACCAGAACCGCAAGAACCGUUCGUGAGGACGCGCCAACGCCCCUCCCCCACGAGAACCGAAGACAGCACCCCCUCCUCUCGCACCAGAACCCGAGGACGCUUCAGAACCCAGGACACCACCACCACUACCCGCGAGCCCUUCAGAACCGCCGAGGGUGGUUCGCCCGUCGACGCCGGUCAAAGGGUUCGCGGUGGAGCCCGAUUCAGGGACGCUAGACCGCAGACUGACACUGAUAGAUCCACUAGAGUUCGCGUCAGCAGCGACAGGCCCCGCACCCCUAGCCUUACCUCACGCCUCAACCGCCCACGGACAAGGACCACGCCCGCCCCCGCCACGACCACCACCACACCCAGGCCUACCAGACCAACCACGGCUGCCCGCGUGCCCGAACGUCGCCGCCGCCCGGGAGCUCGCCCACAGAACAGGCGUCAGCAACAAACCACCACCAUUGACCCCCUCAACACGCCCGCCCCGCCCACGACGCCAAGUCCAUCAACUGGAUUCUCAUGCAAGCGUGAAGGUUUCUACCCCAACCCUGAUAACUGCCAUAAAUAUUACUGGUGCCUGGAUUCCGGUGCCUCGGGACUUGGCAUUGUGGCACAUAGCUUCACCUGCCCCUCGGACCUGGUGUUCAACAAGGUGAUCGACGGCUGCGACCACCCCGACCGCGCUAAGUGUUCCACGGAGAAGAAGAGCCGAGGGGGGGCAGGUGCCACGACCCCCCGCUCCUCCACCCCCAUCCCCACCACCACCGAAAUCCCCCUUGACUACUCCUAUAUGGACGACUACUAUUACUACGACUACGAGGAGGAACUGACGGAGCCCGAGGUUGUGGAGCCCGUGUCGAACGCCGUGGCCAGGAAGAUCCAUAACUCCGGCGGGAACCAGUUCGUGAUCUCAGACUCCCCCGCGGAGGAGUCAGCCGCCCCUUCGUCAGGAAGUCCCGGCAGCCGGUCCAGACCUCAGUACCAGAGCAUCGCCAGAGAGAGACCACAGGGGCCCCCAGCAGCGGCGGCAGAGGAGGAUAGUCCGGCCCCCGCCGAGCCCGAGACCCGAGACGACCCCCUCCGCCAGUACACGACCAUCCAGCGGCAGCGCCCCGCCCGCCCCCAGGCCGCCGCAAGGGCGCAGGAGGAGACGGAGGCCCCAGAAGCCGGAGGACGUAGGAACUACGUGACCCUCGAGAGGCGCCGUCGCCCGGGCGCCGUGUCUGACGCCACCGAGGCGCCCUUCGAGUCCUUCGAGCCCACGCAGCCCACCCUUGAGUACGUGACCAUUCGGCGUGACCGUGACAGGACCCCUACCCCCCCCUCCCCCUCUGACACCCCCCUCUCGCCCUCCUCCCCCGAGGAGGAACCCCAGCAGACGAGGCUCGCCCAGGGCCCCACCACCUCCAGGUACGUGACCCUGCAAAGAGGUCGCGGCACGACUUCACAACCCAGCACGACCGUCGAGGAAGAGUUCCCCACGACCUUUGAGGAAACGACCGUCGCCUCGACCUUCCCCGUAAGUGCGCCCCCCGUCAAGUACCGCCCACUUGUGCCCGCGGAAGACCAACGUGACCUGUUUGACCCAAUCGAACUAACCGGAUCGGCGGACCCCGUUCGAGGAAGGGUCAGCUCGAGGUCACGGAUCGCAGGGGUGGAUCAUGAGAACAAUCUUGUAGUGAAGGUCGUGCGAGGUCGUAAAAGGGUCAGGGUGUCGACUGCGUCUUCCCGCACGACGGUUAGUCCUGUGUCAGAGUCGGUGGUCGUGACCCCUGCUGACUUGGCACCAGAGGAGGAUGGUGACGUCCAUCACACUCUGGUGCCAGUGCCAGGCUUUGGGCAAGUGUCGGGUUCACACGAGACUCGUGGCUCUGUUACUGAAUCUUUAACCACAGGCUCCCUUGAUGUCGGUAGCAUCGAUGCAUCAGUCGACAUCAGUGGUAGUGUGCCUUUCGGUGUUAAAAGCACUGGCGAUUCUUCUGUUGCCCAUACUGGUGUUAGGGGCACUGUUAUUGUCGCUGGCACUGCUGGUGUCACCGGCACUACUACCUCUCAGAGCUCGCAUGGUGCCAUUGAUACCCAUGUUUUUGAGGAUAAUGACAUUGCGGCAUCACAUGGCACUCAUCUUUCCCAUGCCUCGACCUCCUCCCGAGGCACUGCUGCUUCUCAUUCCAUCGACACUUCCCUUGGCAUUCAGGGAGGAAGCGACUCUGUGUAUGGAACAGUUACAGCCUCCCGUGGCACUGCUGCUUCACGUGGCACUGUUACAACACAAAAUGUUGCUGGCUUUAUUGGCACAACUGAUGCAGAUAACAUCAUUGCCUCUCACGGAACUCUUGCUUCUCAUGAAGUCACUGCUUCACGUGGCAUUGUUGCCUCUCAUGAUGUUGCCAGCUCACGUGGCACUGUUGCCGGCUCACGUGGCACUGUUGCCUCUCAUGAUUUUGACACGUCUCGUGGCACUGUUGCUUCUAAAGAAGUUGCCAGCUCACGUGGCACUGUUGCUUCUCAUGAUGUUGCCAGCUCACGUGGCACUAUUGCCUCUCAUGAUGUUGCCAGCUCACGCUCCCGUGGCACUGUUGCCUCUCAUGAUAUUGCCAGCUCACGUGGCACUGUUGCUUCUCAUGAUGUUGCCAACUCACGUGGCACUGUUGCUUCUCAUGAAGUUGCCAGCUCACGUGGCACUGUUGCCUCUCAAGGUGUUGCCAGCUCACGUGGCACUGUUGCCUCUCAAAAAAUUGCCAGCUCACAUGGCACUGUUACUUCUCAUGUUGCCAGCUCACGUGCCACUGUUCCCUCUCAUGAAGUUGCCAGCGCACGUGGCACUGUUGCUUCUCAUGAUUUUGACACGUCACGUGACACUGUAGCUUCUCAAGAAGUUGCCAGCUCACGUGGCACUGUUGCCUCUCAUGAUGUUGCCAGCUCACGUGGCACUGUUGCUUCUCAUGACGUUGCGAGCUCACAUGGUACUGUUGCUUCCCAUGAUGUUGCCAGCUCUAGUGGCACUGUUGCUUCCAUGACGUUCUCACGUGGCACUGUUGCUUCCAUGAUGUUGCCAGCUCACGUGGCACUGUUGCCUUCCCAUGAAUUUGACACGUCUCGUGGCACUGUUGCUUCUCAAGAAGUUGCCAGCUCACAUGGCACUGUUGCCUCUCAUGACGUUGCCAGCUCACGUGGCACUGUUGCCUCUCAUGAAUUUGACACGUCUCGUGGCACUGUAGUUUCUCAAGAAGUUGCCAGCUCACGUGGCACUGUUGAUUCUCAUGACGUUGCCAGCUCACGUGGCACUGUUGUCUCUCAUGAAUUUGACACGUCUCGUGGCACUGUAGCUUCUCAAGAAGUUGCCAGCUCACGUGGCACUGUUGCUUCUCAUGAUGUUGCCAGCUCACGUGGCACUGUUGCCUCUCAUGAAUUUGCCAGCUCUCGUGGCACUGUAGCUUCUCAAGAAAUUGCCAGCUCACGUGGCACUGUUGCUUCUCAUGAUGUUGCCAGCUCACGUGGCACUGUUGCCUCUCAAAAAAUUGCCAGCUCACGUGGCACUGUUGCCUCUCAUGAUGUUGCCAGCUCACGUGGCACUGUUGCCUCUCAUGAUGUUGCCAGCUCACGUGGCACUGUUGCCUCUCAUGAUGUUGCCAGCUCACGUGGCACUGUAGCUUCUCAUGAUUUUGACACGUCUCGUGGCACUUUUGCUUCUCAUGAUGUUGCCAGCUCACGUGGCACUGUUGCUUCUCAUGACGUUGCCAGCUCACGUGGCACUGUUGCCUCUCAUGAAUUUGACACGUCUCGUGGCACUGUAGCUUCUCAAGAAAUUGCCAGCUCACGUGGCACUGUUGUUUCUCAUGAUGUUGCCAGCUCACGUGGCACUGUUGCCUCUCAAAAAAUUGCCAGCUCACGUGGCACUGUUGCCUCUCAUGAUGUUGCCAGCUCACGUGGCACUGUUGCCUCUCAUGAUGUUGUCAGCUCACAUGGCACUGUUGCUUCUCAUGAUGUUGCCAGCUCCCGUGACACUGUUGCCUCUCAUGAUGUUGCCAGCUCACGUGGCACUGUUGCUUCUCAUGAUGCUUCCAGCUCACGUGGCAUUGUAGCUUCUCAUGAUGUUGCCAGCUCCCGUGGCACAGUUGCCUCUCAUGUUGCCAGCUCCCGUGACACUGUAGCUUCUCAUGAUUUUGACACGUCUCGUGGCACUUUUGCUUCUCAUGAUGUUGCCAGCUCACAUGGCACUGUUGCUUCUCAUGAUGUUGCCAGCUCCCGUGGCACUGUUACUCAUGAUGUUGCCAGCUUACGUGGCACUGUUGCUUCUCAUGAUGUUGCCAGCUCCCGUGGCACUGUUGCCUCUCAUGAUGUUGCCAGCUCACGUGGCACUGUUGCUUCUCAUGAUGUUGCCAGCUCCCGUGGCACUGUUGCCUCUCAAGGUGUUGCCAGCUCCCGUGGCACUGUUGCCUCUCAUGAUAUUGCCAGCUCACGUGGCACUGUUGCCUCUCAAGGUGUUGCCAGCUCCCGUGGCACUGUUGCCUCUCAUGAUGUAACCAGCUCACAUGGCACUGUUGCUUCUCAUGAUGUUGCCAGCUCACGUGGCACUGUUGCCUCUCAAGAAGUUGCCAGCUCACGUGGCACUGUUGCCUCUCAUGUUGCUAGCUCACGUGGCACUGUUGUUACUCAUGAUGUUGCCAACUCCCAUGGCACUAUAGCUUCCCAUGAUGUUGCCAGCUCACAUGGUACUGUUGCUUCUCAUGAUGUUGCCAGUUCACGUGGCACUGUUGCUUCUCAUGAUGUUGCCAGCUCCCGUGGCACUGUUGCCUCUCAUGAUGUUACCAGCUCACGUGACACUGUUGCCUCUCAUGGUGUUGCCAGCUCCCGUGGCACUGUUGUCUCUCAUGAUGUUGCCAGCUCACGUGGCACUGUUGCUUCUCAUGAUGUUGCCAGCUCACAUGGCACUGUUGCCUCUCAAGAAGUUGCCAGCUCACAUGGCACUGUUGCCUCUCAUGUUGCCAGCUCACGUGGCACUGUUGUUUCUCAGGAUGUUGCCAGCUCCCGUGGCACUAUAGCUUCCCAUGAUGUUGCCAGCUCACAUGGCACUGUUGCUUCUCAUGAUUCUGCCAGCUCACGUGGCAGCGUUGCCUCUCAAGAAGGUGCCAGUUCACGUGGCACUGUUACCUCUCAUGAUGUUGCCAGCUCACGUGGCACUGUUGCCUCUCAUGAAGUUGCCAGCUCACGUGGCACUGUUGUUUCUCAAGAAGUUGCCAGCUCACGUGGCACUGUUGCCUCUCAUGAUGUUGCCAGCUCACAUGGCAUUGUUGCCUCUCAUGAUUUUGACACGUCUCGUGGCAAUGUUGCCUCUCAUGAUGUUGCCAGCUCACGUGGCACUGUUGCCUCUCAUGAUUUUGACACGUCUCGUGGCAAUGUUGCCUCUCAUGAUGUUGCCAGCUCACGUGGCACUGUAGCUUCUCAUGGAAUUUCCAGCUCCCGUGACACUGUUGCCUCUCAUGGCGUUUCCAUUUCUAGUGGUGCAACUAUAUCUCGUGGCACUGUUGAUGCAUCUCGUGGUACAUUUGAUAUUAGCACGACCGCUGUUGAUGACACAGGCGACGUUCCCGGUGACACAAGCUACACUCUUACAUCACGUGGCAGUAUCGCUACGGGUGUCACAGCCACAGGUGAUUCUCAAAUCACUACUUCAGACACACAGACACACGUUCAGUCAGAACACGAGCGCAGUCAGACAGCUUCUUUCGGUGCUGUGCAUGGGUCACGGAUCGGCCUCACUGGCACUCAGGACGACCUCGUGUCGACGUCUGGUUUCAUAGAACAUAGUGACCCCAAACAGAGUCUUGACUUCGUGUCUGGUGGCGAUGACCCUGCCUUCGAGCUGACCUCACGUGCGGGAUCCGACCUAGCAUCCGCCCAGUCCCCUAUUCCGACCUUAGAGAUCGCUAAGAAGGUGUCUGUUUCGGUGACGGGCGAAGCUAGCGACUCCCGUGUUCCCCAGUUUCUCGAGGGAAAGGAGACCUCCACCUCCUCCCUCUCUCCUGCCUCCACCUCAUCUUCAUCUUCACUUUCUUCUUCCCUUUCCUCAUCCCUCUCCCCCUCUUCCUCGUCCUUUGGUUCUACUGAUCCCUCUCUCCAUCUAACCGUGCAUGGUACAGGACACACUCUCCAACAUGAGGGAAAAUUACAACUAGUGCAUGAAGGCUCCGUUCCCGACGGUGUUAACGAGAAGAGCCCCUUAGUGCAUGGUUCACAGCAUGGUGUGAAAUCCGAAGGGCGCAUGGCUGUAGAGACGGCGACGGAGAAGGCGAGAGUGCAUGCUAACACGAAACCCCAGCGAAGCCACGCAGAGGAAGGCCGCCCCCGCCUGCAUGAUGCUCUCUCUCCCCAGACCGGCGAUGACUUCGGAGUAGCUAGUGGUGGCGCAGCGCUUGAGGAUUACUAUUACGUCGACGACCUUUCCUACGAUGAUGAAGCAGCCACCUCUUCUCCUGCAAAGCCACAAACCAUAUCCGAUACCACUACUACUCCCACAACCACAAUUACUACACCUAUCCCAACAACAACCACAACUACCUCCACCACAACACCGCCGCCAACUACCCCAACACGCAGGACAUCCAGGCCCCGAACACGUACACGCGUUAGAGGCCGUCCAGUCACAGGCUCCAGCAGCCGCAGCCAGGAGUCGUCUGCAGGCCCUGGGGAGCGCAGAACCUCCACUCUUCGCCGCCGCCUGCCAUCCUCCACAUCCACCACGGCCGAGGAAACAUCUGUCACAGGAACGACCGCGACUAAUGUGGAGGUUGUGAAGGAUGUGGAGGAGGCGCAGGAGGAGGAGGAGGAGGUUCUGGCGACUCCCACUGCCGGUAGACGACCCGGCGGACUGAGGCCCAACAGACCCAACCCACAGACACGGAGAAGGAUUGUCGUAAGGAAGAGAGUCGGAGACGACGCCAGAUCAGAUCAAGCUGAAAGCCAGACGUCCGGCCCUGCUAGGAUCCGGCCCCGACCCACCGGCUCGCCCCGCAUCACCACGCCCCGCGCCCUCAUCCGCCCCCGCCUGCGCCCCUCCACCACCACCGCCGCGCCGCCUCCGCCGCCGCCGACCACCCCCGAGCCCGCCGUAGUCGAGGAGGAGACCUUCGUCGAGGAGGAGACCUUCGCGCCCGAGGAGGACUUUGUACUCGAGGAGGAGUUCGUGCCCGACACCACCGCCGCGCCGGAGACUUCGGUGAGGCCGACCAUCAAAUCGCUCCUCAGCCCUCGGCCUAGGCCAAGCACCACGCCCGCGCCCAGGACGCCCGCGCCCACCACGCCUGCACCCACCACGCCCAGACUUCUGAGCCCGAGACCCACCGCCGCCAGGCCAGUCCGCCCGCGCCCGUCCUUCCGCACCACCACCCCGCGCCCCUCGACAACCCGCCCACCUCCCCGCAGCCCUCGCCCUCCCCGCCCGGUGACCCAGAGGGCCCCGCCCGCGCCCGUCGGCCCCGCCGCCUCGUCCAUCAUCGGGGGAGACUACUUCGACUACUAUUACGAUGAUCUGGAACAGGGCGCUCUCACGGGCACCCUCGGCCAGCUGGCGACGCUGACGGAGAAGGCCGUGCUGAUGCCCGACGGCUCCGUCACGUGCUACGACACCGGCUACUUCGCUCACCCUGAAUCCUGCAAGAAGUUCAUCUCGUGCUCCAAGACGGUGCGCGGCCUCGUGCGCGGCUGGGUGUACACCUGCCCACAGCAGCUGGUGUUCGACCCCGUGGGCGGCAUGUGCAACUGGGCCGAGGCCGUCGACUGCAUCGGGGCCGAGUAGGCGCGCCCGACGCCGACGGGGAGCCUCCGCCCGCCCAAGGGGGUGCUGCGCCGGCUCCGUCAGCGCCGCCAUCCUGGGGCGACAGAAGUGUUAUCGUGUUAUCAUGUAACAUAACCAUGUGAUGGGCAAGGGUCUAAAAAGUCGUACAUAAUUUGUAAGAUAUAAUGUUGUGAAACAGUAAUUGCGCCUCUGGAAGACUUGCAUAUUAUUGUUUAAAAUUAUCUAUCUGAUAUGUAACCUUAUCUAUAGUCUUGUUAUAUUUCAUCUGAUUAGGAAUAGGAUGCAUGAUACAAGUAAAAAAAAAACAAACAAAAACAAAUAUUUUGACAAUAUCUUCAUAUAAAUCAAAUUUCGAGAUACAGACCUCCAAAACAAGUAAAAUAAUUCAACCCAUAUAUAAAUAUUUUUUGCAUAAGUGAAGUAUACAAUUUUUGUUUUCAGUGUGACUCACUGAGUGUCAAUUAUGCCAAACUGUUUUUCUCGUUUUUCUUCAUCUUUUGAAUAUUAUUUUCUUUUGUCACGUUUCUUCGAGGAGUGAAAAGUAAUGAUUGACAGGCGUGCAUCUCUCAUUUGUUCCUUUGUUGUUUCAAAGAAGUGAUACUUUGACUGUGUUUUUGUGAAACUUGUUGAGUGAAUGUGUUGAUGUGGUGCUCCUCAUCCGAUGUGAAGAUGAGAUUCUAAAUUAUUAUUAUUAUAUGGGUUCUUUAUAUUUGACCCCAUCCGUGUUUAUUGUGUAAAUAGCAUUUUGUAAUUAAACAUAUCCAUAUAA